Messenger RNA from Cryptococcus wingfieldii CBS 7118, 1107 nucleotides. RefSeq lists its product as hypothetical. The coding region runs from base 1 to 1107 and encodes 368 amino acids. The transcript has 2 exons. The record is from RefSeq and is a predicted model, not a curated record. Lineage: Eukaryota; Fungi; Basidiomycota; Tremellomycetes; Tremellales; Cryptococcaceae.
AUGCCUCGUCGACGCUCCACAACUCAGCACUCUCGCCCCGACGAUAGGCACAACGGUCACCGCCACCAUCGAAGUAGUCGUCAUAAGCAUGAGAACAGGACAGGCCAUUUGUCCCGGGGGACAACAGGCGAAGUACAAGAGGAUCAGCUGGAUAUUGAGGGAUCGCUGCACGGACACUCGCCGACGAGAAGCCUCCCAGAGUCCAGCAGGAACGAAGUGCCCCCCACUUCAUCUUGGGAAGUGCCGGGGGAGCCACGAAGGAGGAGAAGGAGGAAGAGCGAACCUCAAGAUGGCAUAUGGCCUACGUUGUGUAGUCUUUGCCUUACUAUCGGAAUCCCUCUCAUCAUAGAGGGAUUCGCAAAAUCACGCCGGCGGCACCGGACGACCUCUACAAGGUACAGAGGGAGGAGCGAAGAGCCCAAAGAAACCACCCACUUCCGGGCCCAGGAACAUGAUGACUUUGAGCCAGAACCUGAUGCUCGUGUCCAGGACUGGGUUGAGCAAAGAGCAGAAGAGAUGGAAGAAAUUCCAGUCGAAGCGCCCCCUGAUACUUUGCCGAGUGUGCCGGACCCCUCCCAGGAGAUCGACGUUGGCGAGGAGAUACCAGCGGACACCGACCUACCCCCGAACGAUGAUUGCGAAGCAGCAGGAGCCACAAGUUCUUCAAUAAGUACCUACUACCAUGUGUUCACUUUGAGUAUGACUGCCGAACGCCUCGCUAGUCUAGGAGGUAGAAGUGGAAGCCGGAAGUCACAACACGAAUCAUCACGUCCGAGAGGCUGGAACAAGAUAGUCAAGGUUCCAGACACGUACGACUCGCUUCCACUCGACAAAUGGAUGAGUAGCGUGGGGUGGUCCUGGAAAGACCCGGAGGCAGAGGGCUGGACGCCAGAGGAUAGUGUGCCGGAGGAAUUAAGAUUGGGCAAGAUAGACAAGUCAAGGACACUGAGAGGGUUGUCUAGACAAGACAUUGACGAUGUCAAGAGUAAGGUUUGGACAGGGUAUGUGCGCUUCUACCAGGACGUGAUAAGAGCGAAGCCGCCAGUGCAUCUUGCAAGCGAGGGGCAAGAAGAGGAUGUUGCUGAAGAAGCCGGGAUGACAGUGUAG